AUGGUAACAGGAGACCGAGGAAGCGCGGCGGCGGCGGCGGCGGCGGCGCCCGGGGCUUCCGCGUCCUCUCUGCCCACCCUCCGCUCGCUCUCCCGUGCUGCGAUUGGCUGGUGGGUGGGCCGGGGGCGGGGCCGGAAGUGGCUGCUGGGGGUUGCCAUGGGUGCGGCGGUGGCGGCCGGGGGUCGAUGCCGGUGCUGGUGCUGCGGGAAGGGGCGGUGCCGGGCGGACCCGUGUGGGCUGCUUUGCCUGCUGCUCACCUACCUCAGCGUGGGCUACGCCGAUUAUGUCAUCCUGGAGCAUGUCCUGCUCCAGCCGGGCUUCCGGGGCAGCCUCUGGUGUCCGUUCCACGCCGUGGCGUUCAACUUCAUUGUCGUGAUGCUCCUGGCCUGCCACACACGGGCUGUCUUUGCUGACCCAGGCAUGGUGCCGCUUCCCGACACGGCUAUUGACUUCUCCGACUUGCGAAGUAGCAGCAGCAGCAGCAGCAGCAGUGCAGCGCACAAGAACAGCCGGAAUAACGAGGACUGGACGGUGUGUAACCGCUGCGAGACAUACCGCCCGCCACGGGCGCACCACUGCCGUGUCUGCCACCGCUGCAUACGCCGCAUGGAUCAUCAUUGUCCCUGGAUCAACAACUGUGUCGGGGAGCUCAACCAGAAAUACUUCAUCCAGUUUCUCUUCUAUACAGGCUUGGCUAGCCUUUAUGCCAUGGGGCUGGUCUUGACCACCUGGCUUUGGCCCGCGGACAAGAGCUCAGCGGGGAAAGGAGAAGGAGCCGAAGCCAGCGUUUCCGGCAACCACGUCCAAAUCGCUCAUCGCAUCAUCUUGCUGGUAGAAUCCAUCCUCUUUGGGCUCUUCGUCACAGUCAUCUUUUAUGACCAGCUGGUCUCCAUCAUCACGGAUGAGACCCCGAUCGAGCAGCUGCGCAACCGGCUCCUGAAGGAGGCGCGCCAGGAGGUGUCGCACACGCGGAAGCCCAAGAUUGCCCUUUUGCGGGAGGUGUUUGGCCGAGGUCUCGUGAUCUGCUGGCUCUUUCCCUGUCACUGCACCUCUCCAUCAGCCAACGGGCCUUCCUACAGCUACUUGCCCAACUACGACGUGUGACUUUGCUGUGUUGCCUCCUGGGGCGGGGGGAGUCUCCCCCCUUGCUCUGCUCAUGGGUGCUCUCGCUCUCGCUCGCUCUCAUUCUCCCCUCUCUCAGUGGGAGCCAAGGGUCCCGUUCUGUUUCAUCUGCUACAGCCCGCAGAGGAAGCAGCGGCUUGCGACGUUUUCCUUGAAUCCUGGAGGGGCGCCGGUGUCCCAUGACUGUUUGAAACUCUGCGCCCUCCCUUGGAAUCCGUGCUCCAGCUCAUCUCUUCUCCUUCCCGUGAGGUGGAGGUGAGUGAGAGGCCUUUGAACUCCCGGCCUGCCAGCGCUCCUCUCAGAAUCGUGGGGUGGCUCAUGGUGAGCCCCGUGCUGAAAUCCACCCCGGGAUCUGAGCCAACAAGUACUGGGCCUGUGAGAAAAAAGGGGCAGAGAUGGAGCCCCCCUAGUCUUCUGGGCCUAACCCUGCAUCACAGGGCCCUGGCAUCGUUGAACCUCUUGAGUCCAAAGAGAUCAUCCCCCUGCACACCAGCCUACACGAACAAGGGAUUCCCAAGGCAUUCGUAGCCUCUUGGCAGCUGCUCGUGCGAUGUUCGUGGGUCGUUCUCUUCCUCUCGGGAUCUGUGUGACCUCUACCUUCUGGGGAUGUGUUUACCUGCUCUUGUUUACCUGGUUGCUUACCCCAAAGCGAGGGGUGGGGAUAAUUCCGUUUCCAGUUGGCCUCAUCCUCCGGUCCACUGCUUCUGUGUGCAACCAAAGUGGGAGGUAUCUGGUGAGCAGCUCACGAUUUGUCAUCGGCAAACCACUACAAUUUUCUACGUCACUACAAAUCGGCCAGUGAUCUGAAAGUUUGAUGGGCGCUGUAGGUAUUUCUCUUGUCCCCAGGCAGAGCUUGGGGAGUCCAUGAAGAGCAGGCCAUGGUACCCUUCUCUGAAUGCAGCACCCACUUCCUGAAUGUUUGCCUCUGGUUUGCCGCAAGUGUUGUCCUUUCUCGUUUCAAUACCCCCCCACCCUUCCCUUACAUCUUUUUCUGUUGGGCUAGAAACUGAGUGGGAACGAAUAGUGACCAGGGUGGAGAUGGGACCCCUGAAUAUUUAGGCUUACCCAUCUGCCUUGGGGGGCUUCUGCCAUGAAUGUUUGGCUUGGAAACAGGAAGGCUUGAUGUUGUUUUGCGUAUCUCAUUUUCAGGGGAGGGGACUCCUGUGUACCCUAAAGGAUAACCCCCGGGGUGGAUCACAGCCCUUGAAAAUAAGAGCUUAGGUUUGCAGCGUUAUUUGAGGGUGGAGCUUCUGAACCGAAGGAGAGGGAGAGAUUUGGGGGUGAGGGCAGUUUCUCCUGACUUAGCAUUUCGGUGGUGGAGGCGGGGCAUUACACCCCUUGAAAUUCUACCUCUGUGAAGCUCUCUUAGGACACAAUCUUAUGCAUGUUUAGACAGAAAAAGAGCCCUACAACUCCCAACAUUUCCCAGCCAGAAGGCUGAAAGCUGUAGGACUUCUUUCUGUCUAAAUCUGCAAAGAAUGGCACUCGUCCUGUGUGGAAUCAGGUAGCCAUAGUAUCAGCUGCUUCUCCUAUCUGGUGUAUUAUCAGCAUUUCCCCUCACCCCAUCCCAUGUUUUAUGGUUGUGUUUUAUUUAUUUAAUUUAUUUAAAGUGAUCUAUUUGCAGUGUAAAAAAAAAAGUUCAAAAACAAACAAUAGUCAACAGGUAAAAUAGCUCAUUGGCAUUAAAACCAGAUGGCUUCAGAAGCUAGGAGGAAUGUAAACGCCUUUGCUGUGUCGCGUUGGCACAUGGUAAAGGGAGA
Messenger RNA from Elgaria multicarinata webbii, 2882 nucleotides. RefSeq names its product palmitoyltransferase ZDHHC3-like. Gene Ontology annotation, molecular function: palmitoyltransferase activity. The transcript is spliced from 9 exons. NCBI's taxonomy places the organism in Eukaryota, Metazoa, Chordata, Lepidosauria, Squamata, Anguidae. The record is from RefSeq and is a predicted model, not a curated record. Bases 1 to 1104 code for a protein of 367 amino acids.